UGGGGUGGAGGCUGCAGCUGGAUAAAGAGAACGAGAGAGUGAGCAUCCUCUCUGUUUCUGAGGAGUUCUGCAACCCUUCAUCACUGCCUGAAGGGUCUGAACCUGCCAGUGUAAAGCGCUGCAGACGCUCUGUGAACAUUUCAGAGAAUCUCUGUUGCUGCUGCCAUGGACAUUCGUGCCGUUUUCCUGUCCUUCCUGCUGGUGACUGUGAACUUGUCCAGAGGAUCUGUGGCCCCAUUGACCUGUGAAAAAGACGAGCAGUGUGGUCAUCUUGAAUGCUGUGCCAUUAGUCUGUGGAAGAGCAAUCAGAGGAUGUGCAUCUCACAAGGAGGGGAAGGGGAUGAAUGCCAUCCACUCAGCUUCAAGGUGCCGUACAGUGGGAUGAGGCAAGAGCACAUCUGUCCCUGUCUCCCCCAACUGAUGUGCAAAUUUUCUUACAACCUGUUCAAAUGUGUUGAAGACUUAAAAAAGUAAAUAACAAAAUAACAAAUUUUGUUAUCUUAGAAAGGAAUCAAAAGAUAAUCACAAUGAAAUUGCACUUAAAGCAUCAGUACUGAUUUGAUGAUUGAUGCGGUGAUGAGCAUGUCUGAGUGCAGAUGCUCAGACUCUUCACUGAACAAUGGAGAAAAUGUUGCAAUUUCUUCCUAUUUUUGAAAGUUAAUCUGUGCCAUAUUCAAGUUUGCUUAAUGCUUGUUGAGUGUUUCCAUGAGAAAAUCUGAGGCUUAAAGUUUACCAUGUCUAGCUUUUGAAGGGGAAGUACUAUGUAAAAUUGAUCCUAUUGAGAUUUGCAUUAUGCUUUGACAUUAUUCCCUCAGCAAUAACAUUCCUGAAGUGUUGCAUUAAUUCUUUCAUGCAUGUUUGUGAAAUCCUUUAAUCUCCCGUGGCAACCAUUCAGCUGCGCAAAACUCUUGGUGGGUCUGAGCGCCGCCUUCGAGGUGCAGCUCCUCCUUGGGGUUAGUUUUCAAUCUUCCAAGCAUCCGCCUCUCAGAGCUGCCACCUCUCCAACACUGACUCACCCAUAUCUCCUUCAGACUAGCCAGCAGCUGUUAGCAAAGACCUGGUGCCACUGCACAUCUCCUGAACUCAUUAUACGAGCUACUUCUCUAUGAAACACUGGUAAAAAAAACAACAACAAAUGUUCAGUGGAAAGUGGAGGAGCAAUGUUGUGAUGACAAGAGUAGGAGUUUCUUAAAGAGACAGAGGUACAGUUUCAAGGCAUUAAAUUACAAAGUCAAAUGUCUUUAAAGUCAUACUUGAUAUAUGUAACAUUUUUACUUUACUAAAAGUAACAUAGUUAAUUUGAUUGUGUUACUGUGUUACUAUGUGGCUGGGAAAAAAAAACAUAAGACGUACUGUCCCUUUAAGGAAUGGAAUUUAGAAAAUAACUUGCCAAGAAUCUAAAAAAUAUCAUUUGUUGUACAAUUAAACUGGUGCUGACAGCAUGGCUGAAUAUCUAGCCAGGAGCAAGAUUUAGGUCAUCAAACCCCCCUGGAACAAAAUGCAAAGUGUAAAUACACUUUGCAUACACUAAAGAUUUCCAGCUGGCAUGACCCGGUGGUCUGUUGAACUUUGACUGACAGAGUGCAAGUGGGCAGCAUUUUUCUGCUGAGCCAGGAAGUUGAAAUUAGGCAGCCCGAGCCCUUCCUCCCCCUGCAUGGCUCACAUGCAGCAUGGCGACAGGUGGGAUCGUCUUUUACCGCUGACUGUUUGAAUCGGACAACAUGACGAAGCAAGAGCAGAUGCCUCAGCUGAUGUUCUGGGAGCACUGGGACCAUGCUGGGAGAAUCCUGUUUCCUUUUAAAUGUUUUCUAGUUUACAUGUGAGAUUUGGGCUUUUACUGUAAAAAAUACCAAUAAACUUGAGCAAACA
Molecule: messenger RNA, 1869 nt
Organism: Poeciliopsis prolifica (blackstripe livebearer)
Lineage: Eukaryota; Metazoa; Chordata; Actinopteri; Cyprinodontiformes; Poeciliidae
Gene: prok1
Product: prokineticin 1
Exons: 3
Coding region: 166-474 (102 amino acids)
Source: RefSeq, a predicted model, not a curated record